UGGAUCUUGAAAUAGCUAUAUGACGAAUGUAGCUUUUUGCACUCGUCUUACAUAUCAUAUCAGGUGUAUUACAGAAUAUACACCGGCCGAAGUGAGGGUCCACGAGCACUCCAAAAGGGUUCCUACUUUCAACUUUGUACCUUGAAACAAAUAUGGCCUCUAACAACUACGAAUGCAGUAUUUGCGACAUUAUUGGUUCAAAGGAAAAGUUAACAGAGCAUUUCAUCCGAACCCACGUGAGCAUUGACAAGGUUCCCUGGAUAUGCUCACUUUGCGGUUUCAAGGCUGUGUCGCGUCUUCAGUGUAGCAAUCAUGUAGGUCAUUUUCGUCAUAAAAAGGCAUUAGAGCGAAACCCUGGAGGAAAACUGAGUACAGAAGAUCCCAAUCCCUCGUAUGAAGUACAAGUUGGACGAGAUAUUUUCCUUUAUCGUGAGGAUGAACCUGUCUAUCGUCACGGCGUGGACAAGGUCAUCGAUUACAAUCAUAGAUCAGUCGGUAUGGUUGUCGGUAAUAGAUCCAAAGAAGGAGGAGGGAGCACAAUUGAAAGAAGAAAGACAGUGGAGGACAGAGAAGGAAAGGGCGGAGAAAGAAAAGGGAAAUUGGACAGCAGAGAAGAAAACGGCGGAGAAGGAAGAGAGAAAUUGGAAGACAGAGAAGGAAAAGGUGGAGGAAGAAAAAGGAAAUCGGAGGAAAGAGAAGGAAGCACAAUCGAAAGAAGAAAUAUAUCGGGGAAUGGAGAACAGAAUGGCGAAAAAAGGAGACAAAAACACAGAACAUCAGAACCAGACAAACUACAGAAAAAGCCUAAACUGACGUCAUCACGGGGCAAGGACUCAAACACUUUGACCAAACUAGACCGACCAGUCAGUGACACGCAUCAAAAUUUGCGACGGGAAAAUGGACACGUUGUAACCAACGAUUCUGGCGCAAAAGAGAAAACAAAAACGAAGAACAAUCUCGAAGAGGAUCAUGGGAUCGGAAUUACCAAGAUCCACAACGAGGCUCAGAAGGCGACGACAGAAGAACCAGCCAUGUCAUUUAGCAGCGAACAAGGAUAUAACCUCGCAAGUGAACCUGAAGAAUCAGCAGAGGUCAAGGCCGAACCUGACACUGACACUGAGGGUCAGACAUCACGAAGUGGUAUUGAAGGGGAAUCGGAAGUCAGGGCUCCGUGGGAAGAGGGCGCUCUGGUCGAGAAGAUAACUGAGCUUACCCAGAGUCUCGAACCACUAAAGAACAUCUCAAAGGCCCUCAUCGCUCUGGACCACCACAUAAGACGCCUUUGCCUCUAG
Molecule: messenger RNA, 1292 nt
Organism: Haliotis rubra (blacklip abalone)
Lineage: Eukaryota; Metazoa; Mollusca; Gastropoda; Lepetellida; Haliotidae
Product: cylicin-2-like
Exons: 2
Coding region: 153-1292 (379 amino acids)
Source: RefSeq, a predicted model, not a curated record